Molecule: messenger RNA, 1098 nt
Organism: Lodderomyces parapsilosis
Lineage: Eukaryota; Fungi; Ascomycota; Pichiomycetes; Serinales; Debaryomycetaceae
Gene: IDH1
Product: isocitrate dehydrogenase (NAD(+))
Exons: 2
Coding region: 1-1098 (365 amino acids)
Biological process (GO): isocitrate metabolic process; tricarboxylic acid cycle
Cellular component (GO): mitochondrion
Molecular function (GO): isocitrate dehydrogenase (NAD+) activity; magnesium ion binding; NAD binding
Source: RefSeq, a predicted model, not a curated record
AUGCUUAGAACCAUAGCCUCUGCUCAAAGAUCAGCAAUUCGUUCAUUUGCUACCUUUUCAUCUCCUGAAUCAGUUUUACCAAAAAAGUAUGGUGGAAGAUACACUGUUACUUUGAUUCCAGGUGAUGGUGCUGGUAAAGAAAUCACUGACUCUGUUAAAACCAUUUUCAAAUCACAAAAUAUUCCAAUUGAUUGGGAAGUUGUUGAUGUUAGUGGUGUUGCUGGUGAUUCUGGUAAACAUCAUGGUGUUGAUGAAGCCGUUGAAUCUUUGAAAAGAAACAAGGUUGGUUUAAAAGGUAUCUUGUAUACUCCAUCUGACAAAUCAGGUAAAUCUUUGAAUGUUGCUUUAAGAAAAGAAUUGGAUAUUUAUGCCUCUUUGGUGUUGAUUAAAAACAUUCCUGGUGUUAAAGGAGUUUAUGAAGGUAUCGAUUUUGCCUUGGUUAGAGAAAACACUGAAGGUGAAUAUUCUGGUUUGGAACAUCAAUCAUACCCAGGUGUUGUUGAAUCGAUGAAGGUUAUCACCAGAUUCAAGUCGGAAAGAAUUGCUAAAUUUGCAUUUGAUUUUGCUCAAAAAAACAAUAGAAAAUUGGUUACUGCUAUCCACAAGGCCAAUAUUAUGAAAUUGGGUGAUGGUUUAUUCAGACAAACCGUCAAGGAUGUUGCACAAGAUUACUCUGGUAUUGCCGUUAAUGAUUUAAUUGUUGAUAAUGCAUCCAUGCAAGCAGUUGCUAAACCACAACAGUUUGAUGUUUUGGUUACUCCAAACUUGUAUGGUUCCAUCUUGUCAAACAUUGGUGCUGCUUUAAUUGGUGGUCCAGGUUUGGUUCCUGGUGCCAACUUUGGUAGAGAAUAUGCUGUUUUCGAACCAGGUUGUCGUCAUGUUGGUUUAGACAUUGAAGGUAGAAAUACUGCCAACCCAACCGCCAUGAUUUUGUCUGCCGCUAUGAUGUUGAGACACUUGGGAUUGAAUACAGAAGCUGACAAGAUUGCUCAAGCUACUUAUGAUGUUAUUGCUGAUGGUAAGGUUAGAACCAAGGAUAUCGGUGGUAACUCAUCAACUACUGAAUUUACUGAAGCCAUUAUCAACAAAUUAGAUUAA